UCUAUUCUGGUGAUCAUAAUUAUUUGAUGGCGUAGCUUCUGGUUUCUCAACCACCCUUUUGUACACACGAUCUAGCUGUGAAUAAUUUAGCACAGGGAGCUAGAAAGGUGGGUCCCUUAAAACAGCAGGUACAGUCAAACUCAGGAGGCAGGACUCAAGGAGAGAGCUCUAUCAUCCACCCACUCCUUACACACAGCUCUUCAGUCUGGCUCUCUUAGCCUGUGCUUCCAUAGAGCCGUGUAACGAUCCAUUUCUUCAUCCAUCCAUCUGUGCGUCCUUUCAUCACAUCAGGCACCGCAGUGUCCAGCUGAAGUGCGUUUGCCGCAGGUCAGGAACCUCUUGGACGGACUGACGCUCUCGCUCGGUCCCCUCUUCAUUCAGCCACCAUGGAGGAACUCCAGAGAAAACUGAACCAGCGCUAUGAAGGCACCAAGCCCAGAAAGGUGAGGUUCAAGCUGGCGUCGUCCUACAGCGGUCGGGUGCUGAAGCACGUGUACGAGGACGGUCAGGAGCUGGACAGUCCAGAGGAGAAAUACCCUCACAGCUUUGUCCACCGCAAGAUCCCGCCCAGCCACCUGGAGAUGGAGCAGCUCUGCGGGUUUGAGGACACUCAUGGGGACCAACAGGGUGUCUAUCCUCCAACAGGGCUCAUUGCCCAGAGAAUCAAUGUGUACAGAGGAAUGGGAGGCUACAAGCCUACUGCCAGCCAGACUGAAGACGCAGAGGGAGAUGUCAAUUCCCCAGUGUUGGACUUUGGUAAGAUAAUCAUCUACACCAGCAAUCUGCGCAUCAUCAGAGCACCACCGAGGAAGCCCGAAGCGCUGCGGCACCACACAGUGCCCCGUGUGGACUUGGAGGGGUACGCAAAGGCCAGAGAGAGGGGGAGCAGGAGGAAGGCUAAAGUUCCUUUUACGCAGGAUGGGGAGGAGAAGGAGGAGGAGAAACAGAUCAGCGACUCAGAGACGAAGGAGACCGACAUCUGCCAGCAUUGUGGCGGUUCGGGCUGCGCUCCCUGCUCUCUGUGUCACGGUAGCAAGCUGUCCAUGCUGGCGAACCGCUUCAAUGAGUCCAUCAGUGAUCUGCGUUGCCAAGCCUGCUACCCCCAUGGUCUGGAGAGGUGCCAGUCCUGCUCCAGCAAAUAGCACUGUUUGGCUGACACCCAUGUUUGGCAGUGAGAGCGCGAGCGAGUGAAUGAGAAUGUGUAGCUGUGAGUGAGCGUGUGUCCGAUGUGCUAUCGGUUUGUCAGAAUUGUCUCAGUGGCAAUAUUGCUCUAAUCCAAAACGUUCUUGGUGGGGUGUUUCGAAGCACUACGAGGAAACAUAAGCCAUCAUUGGAGAGGGGAAUUGUGACUGUGCAGCAGGCACAAAAAUCAUAAAAUACAAUUACUGUGUGCAGUGAACAUGGCUUGUGAUAACACAAACACAUAAUCACUCUUUUGUUGUCACGUUAUUUUGCAUCUGCACCCUCCUUCCCGAUAAAACCUGGUUCCACGACAGAGUUAUCGUUCUAAUUAAAAACGAUGCAAACAUUUUGCGUUUUAUUUUUAUCUACCGGGAAGGCAGCCCUGCUCCUAUCUCCCCUCUCUAUUCACUAGAGAGAAUGAAACCUUUUUCAUCUCUACAUGAUGUACUGCAUGAGGGUAAUUGACACUUUCAUUUAAUUAUUUAUUUUUCAAAACAGAGGGGAAAAAGGAGACCGGAGGAUAAAGAGUUUGAGAUGGAAGGGAAGGGAAAUACAGUGAAAGAUGCGAGUGAGAGAGAGAAAGAGAGAGAGACAAAAGGAGAUAGUUUCAUUAAUGGUAACAGCAUAAAUCGGGGGGGGGUUAUGAUUUAGAGUGCGCUCCACCAAAAUAUGGCACCACUGCUUUGAGGAGGGUGAUGGCGAGACACAGAAAGCAGGAAUCGUCCGUACAAGUUCCAGCUGAUGACAGCUACUGUUGUUAGUAAGGAGAGAAGUUACAAACUUUUAAGCCCCCCAUUUCAAGCCCACAGAGUAUUAAGUGUGACAUUUUAAAAUAUAGACUUUGGAUUGAGGAAGAGGUAGAGACGAGAUAGAGAGAAGAAGAAAGAAAGAGCGGCUAAAUAAAAGGCAGAGAUACUGUAGACCUGCUCAGGAGGUUAAAUGAUGGCGAUUAUGAUUGAGGCUUAUGAUUUUCUUUUUGUUGUUUUUACUUAAUAGUCUCAUUCUCAGGUUUUUGCCACUCCAAUUUAUUUCAAAGCUUA
Seriola dumerili (greater amberjack) is the source of this 2222-nucleotide messenger RNA. RefSeq names its product glutaredoxin and cysteine rich domain containing 2 (gene grxcr2). The transcript is spliced from 5 exons. NCBI's taxonomy places the organism in Eukaryota, Metazoa, Chordata, Actinopteri, Carangiformes, Carangidae. Gene Ontology annotation, biological process: sensory perception of sound. The coding region runs from base 387 to 1142 and encodes 251 amino acids. The record is from RefSeq and is a predicted model, not a curated record.